AUGGUGACCAGAUGCCAAGUUAUCAUCGUCGGCGCUGGUCCAGCGGGCCUUUGCCUUGCGCUGGCACUGGCCAAGUUCAACGUGCAGACUGUUAUACUGGAAAAGGAAACUGAAGUCACCUUAGACCCGAGAGGAGUCUACCUCACAGGCGAUGCAGUCCGGAUUCUCUAUGACCUCGGCAUUGGCGAUGAGUUGGAAUACGUCGGCCAUGCAGCGGAAUCCGUACAGAUUCAUCGCAGCUCAUUCAACGCGCCAUCCUUCCUCACGCUGAAGGCUGGUGCCACCAAUGCACUCCAACAAGCGGUGCCCGAAGGCCUGCUGCAGAUGCAGCCUCGUCUGGAGAAGGCACUGCGCAGCAGGAUCGAGGCCUCGUCGUGCUGUAAGCUGCUGACCGGCUCUACCGUCAUGGAGCGGGUGAGCGAAGAGCCGCCGCGCAUCCAGUUUCAAGAUUCGUCCGGCGCAACCCAUGAGGUGGAAGGUCAGUGGCUGGUUGGUGCGGACGGCAAGGCCGGUGUGGUGAGGAAGAAGUUUCUGGAGCCGAACGGCAUCAAGCAGGAAGCCGGACGUCAUUUUUAUGACGGAACCAGCAUCGCGGCCAACCUUCAAAUCUCCCUGCCAACACCAGAGUCUCAUCCCGAAUUUGCACUCUGGUCCCUGGGGUACACGCCGGAGCAAGUGUACGACUUGUUCUGGCCCAAAGGGUGGCACUUCUGCUGUCCGCCCGGGCUGCCGACCGCGGGGGGACGCUUCGGCCCGCACAGCGAGCGACUCUGGCGGCACGAGUUCCGAUGCGACGCCGAGAUGAGCGAUGGAGAGACGGAGACGACUUUCUGGCAGCACAUCCUGCCGAUGGUGACCAUACAGGAGGAUCGGGAUCGCGGCACACAAUUUGGCAAGGCCGUUCAAUAUCCUCGCGACUGCAUCAGCAUCCUGCGCUGCCGACCGUAUCACUGCACUCACAGGGUCGUGAACCGCUGGUUCGACAAGCGCACCAUCCUCAUCGGCGACGCGGCCCACGUCUUCCCCCCCUUCGCGGGCCAGGGAAUCGCCAGCGGCUUCCGCGACGCCCACCAGCUGGCCUGGCGCCUGUCCGUCCUGGUCGGCCGGUUCUCGCCGGACAAGCCCGCGCCUUCGUGGGCGGAGGCGCUGCUGGAGUCGUGGGCGCGUGAGCGGCGCCACAGCGUGGACAUGACGGCAUAUCUGUCCAUCAGCCUCGGCCAAAUGUCCUCCGCUCCGCCGAAUCUGGUGGCGCGGCUCGGCUACAGGACCAAGGCGCGGAUGGACCGCUCCGCGCGGCUCUCCAACGCCAUCGAUCCGCUGGUUCGCGUGGAGCGCCUGGGCAUGACGGAUGUCCGGGGAGGAUUUUUCGCCAGCAAGUACCGUGGCGGCAUGCGCCUGGCGCAGAUCUACGUGACGCAGGCCAGCACCUGCGAGGUCCUGCUGUCGGACUGCAUUCUCAGGGGCUCGACUGCCAUGACGCUGCUUGUCAUUGGCGAUGGGCGAGGGUGCGGGACCAAGAUUUCACAGGCAAAACGGGCCGUGGAACAGGCGUCUCUGCCCCCAAGCGUACUCGGCACAGCUUCGAUCGUGGUGUACAGCCCCAGGCAAGAUGAGUCGGGUGAGCAGGUCAAGGGCGCCUCGACCGAGCCAUUUGAGCUGUAUACACCACGGCAAUUCGACGUGAUGGCGCCCGAGUACAGGCGUUGCGGAGGGUACGAUACCAAGGCAUACGUAAAACGCGUGGGAGAAAAGUCUAGCUUUGUCAUCGUGAGGGCGGACUUUUUUGUAUAUGCAUCGGCAAAAAACGAAAAGGAGCUGGCCAAGUGCCUGGCUUUGCUCGCUAGCCAAGUGGGAAAGGACGCGACAAAAUAG
This is a messenger RNA of Cordyceps fumosorosea ARSEF 2679, 1872 nucleotides long. Its product is annotated as Monooxygenase, FAD-binding protein. Gene Ontology annotation, molecular function: FAD binding. Lineage: Eukaryota; Fungi; Ascomycota; Sordariomycetes; Hypocreales; Cordycipitaceae. The transcript has 2 exons. Bases 1 to 1872 code for a protein of 623 amino acids. The record is from RefSeq and is a predicted model, not a curated record.